AUGUCAAACCUUAUUAGUGUAGGUGUUAUUCAGGCAAUAUUUAAUCCAAAAAGUAGUAAAAAACCAGAAAAACCGGUAUUUCAGGUUGCAAAGGUCGCUCAAAGCGAUUACUCUUCACUACGUCCGCAAAGGCUUAAAGUAGCUUUCAAUGAUGGCAUUGAGCUUGUGCAGGGCAUUAUCCCUGUUAAGCUGGUAGAAAAAGUAAGUCGUGAUAUAAAACAAGGUCAACUUCUCAG
Dentiscutata heterogama is the source of this 236-nucleotide messenger RNA. NCBI's taxonomy places the organism in Eukaryota, Fungi, Glomeromycota, Glomeromycetes, Diversisporales, Gigasporaceae. The record is from the annotation of a GenBank genome assembly.